AUGGCUUCUCUCUCGACCGACCAACCCUCAGCGAGGCGGACUUUUGCCAAUGCGCACCUUCCUGCUCAAGGCAUCGACCUUUCCUCUGCUGACCACCAACAGCUGGCUGCUUCCGCUAGCCCACAACCUUUCCAACAUGAUCACGCCAGCAAUCAAAUCAACCAGUCCUCUCUUGACGAUGCUAUCUCUCCUGUUCUCCCAAGAAAACUUAUCCCGUCGCCCUCGAAUGAGCCUCCUAUGGCACCUUUGAUGGACGGCCUCGAAACAACGCCCGUGUUAACCACACAAGUCCUGUGCGGUACAUCUGACGAAAGCGCUACUCAGUUGUCUUCAUCAGAUGACUCGGCCAAACCCCCUAGCCUUGAUGGAAAAAGCGUGGCUUCUAUCACCACGUUCGCCAUGGAUGAAAAAGAGUCGCUGAGACCUGAUGAUAGUGCCAGUGUCUUGGCCAUCGAGGAUGAUGACACUUACUCGCCAUCAGGAUCCGCUGCUGUCGGUUCGCGUUUGGGCUCAGAGACAGGCGCUCGUGCCUUCCGUGAUCAACUCUUGGAAAUUACCUCCAGAGGACCCGCGCUGCGUCAGUCUGGACCUACUUCGAGACCUGAUUCAACCACCAACGCACCGAUUGGAACGCUCUAUGUGCCUCCCCCAAUCGGUAGCUCCACAGCUCUCCCUGGUUAUGUACAACCACCCACAAACGUUGGCAGACCUGAAGAUGUUUUGCCUGAUGUGAAGCUCUUGGAAGCUCUGAACAACCCCAGAGACAGGAUAUGGGUGCUCAAUGAACAUUCUCUAGACUUGCCGCAAUGCAACUCCUUCUACAGAAUGCUGGCUCACAAAUUGGCUGAUUAUUACAUCCUGGGUCAUGCAGUGGACGGUUCCAUCUCAGCCGUUCGUCUGUACAAGACUCCAAACUGUCGAAUUGCGCCCCCUUUGACAGCCAUUGCGACACCGCCAACAAGCACCAGCACACCACCUCCCGCCGCGCCUCAGAUGAAGAUCCUGCGUCGUGGUGGUGAUGCACCGCUGAACGGCCUCUCCAAAUCGAACUCUGAUGGAGGCGACAGCGCCGACUCGGACAAAAACAAACCAUUGACUCGUGAACAACGUGAGCAGAGGUAUGAACUGGCUAGACUACGAAUUCUGGGGUCUGCAAAGCCGACAGAGGAUGCACUCCUUGUUAAGGAGAAGGAUGAAUCCCGUUCAAGCUCUGCUGCUGGAAAGAAGAAGCCUAAGAAGCAGCGCAGCAACAGUGACGAUGACUUUGAGGCCAGGUCUGCUUACAGCACCUUUGUGGCGCCGCAGAAUGGCGCCCCUGACGGCGGAAACAUGGUCUACUACCCCGCAUUCCCCGGCGGUGCUCAAGGUGCCCCUGGCAUGUACAGUGGUGUUCCCACGGCUUCAGCUGCACAGAACUCAUAUAAUGCUGUCUAUGGUCCCAUGACGCCGUCCCAGGCCGCUCCCUACCCAUGGUUGCAACAAGGUUACUCUGGUUAUAACGAUCCCAACAAUCAAGCACAGCACAACGUCAAUGACCUCUCUGCUGAUUUCCAAGCCAUGUCUUUCCAGACACAAUCCGGACCUACCUCACCUCCCCCGGCUGGCCCAUACGGCUAUGGUAGCCCCCACAACCAGCAACAGCAGCAGUAUUCAUCAUGGCAGCAAAUGAUGCCCAACCAAUCGGGCUACCCUGGCAGCCCCAACAACUACGGUAGCCAGUUUGCAAGCAGACCUCCAUCUUCAGCAAGCCACGGAUCCGCCACACAUGGCUACCCAUAUGGGGCACCAAUGAAUCAGAUGCAGAUGCCUGAUACGUACAUGGGAUACUCCAACCAAGCUAUGGCUGGUGCAUACAACCGUGGAAACUUCAAUCCUCAAAGCCAGGCAUUCAUUCCCGGCUAUCAGCCUCAUUAUGGCGCACAGAUGGCGCCUCCCAACAACAUGGGCUUCAAUGCGGCUUAUCCUGGAUCGCAUGCACUGCAACGUCAAAACUCUAGCCAGUCACAGGCAUCGUCAUACGUCGGACAAAGCAGCGGCCAGAACAAUAGCAGACCGCCUCAUCCUCUGCCACAACCUGUCUUCUCUCCCCAUGUUCCCAUGCCAUUCCAAAAUUCACAGCGACAAGCUGGCACGCCGUCUCGCCCUGGUACUACAUCAGCAGCAGAGAACAACAGCAGUACACCAAGCUCGAUUGCGAAAUGGGGAACGCCAGCCUCUUUACCUGCCAAGCCCCCUCCGCCGGCGGCAACCAACUCGUUCGACAUGUCCAGGAUGCCACAUGGGCAGCAGAAUGGCGCACCGUAUAGUCCUGGGGCCUCGGGGAGACUGCCCGGAGUUGGAGGACAGGGAUUCCAUGCUUUGCCAUCGAUGGUUGCUUUGCGUAACGGACAGACACCUCGGAGCGGGCAGUGA
Molecule: messenger RNA, 2412 nt
Organism: Aureobasidium uvarum
Lineage: Eukaryota; Fungi; Ascomycota; Dothideomycetes; Dothideales; Saccotheciaceae
Source: the annotation of a GenBank genome assembly